Molecule: messenger RNA, 2440 nt
Organism: Paramecium octaurelia
Lineage: Eukaryota; Ciliophora; Oligohymenophorea; Peniculida; Parameciidae
Source: the annotation of a GenBank genome assembly
AUGAAACUUGCCAAAAAACUCAUUUACUCUUCACUUUUCUUAGGUUUAAUUCUAUUACUUUAGAACUUCGAAGCAUCAGAAUCCACUUUGGAUGUCAAAACAUAAAAAGAGGAGGUUUGUACAGAAGGUAAAUAACAAAUAUAUUUUAAUUCUAGAUCUUGUAGUAACUUAAUCAGAGAGAGAUAGUGCAUAAUAAAUACUUGAUAACCUCUAUGAUACAAAUAUCAGAAGUGAUGUUACGAAGGCUGUUAAUGAGCAAAAUGUAGAUGUCAACUUGUUCAUGAAUCUGUUGAGAUAUAUAAUCCCUUGGGCAAUAUUUUUGAUUAUAUCUGUAUUUGGUUGGAUUUUCUAUUGUUGCUAUUGUUGUUGUGAUAAGUAAGAGAACAAUUAAUAUUAUUAGAAAAUGUCCACCAUCCAAAUGUUGCAAGAGAGACUAUGAAUUUAACAAACUAUCCAAAAUGGAACUCUAUGUUCCAGUUGGUUUUGCUCUAAUCUUGAAUUUGUUGUUGUUCGCAGCAUCAAUAGCAGGAUUAUCAUACUCUGGUGACGUAGAAAAAGGUAUGAAGUCUGCCCGUUGUUCCUUGAUAUCAUUGUUCUAUGAUAUUGUUUAUGGAAAUACAGGAGCCUUUCCAGGUUUAGCUGGUCUUGCAGAUAACAUUGAUUCUAUAAAUACAGAGAUAUCAGACUUUUAAAAAUAACUAAAAACUACAUUUUCCGGUAAGACAUCGAAAACCAUCAAUCAAAAAAAGACUGAUGUGAUCACAGCCAAUAAUAAGUAAAAAUAUCAUUUAUAUCAUAUUCUAGCAUGAAAAGAGGAGCAUCCAAUGCAGCAUUACCAGUUUUAGAUGGCGGAGCUGAGAGUUACCUAUCUUCACAAAACUUUGUAUUUGUUUUAUUCUAUUUGGUUAGUUUGAUUAUAUUUUGAUGGCUUCAUCUGAUUCAUCGGCCUCUACCUAUACUUCAAAUUACAAUAGUUUGGGGUCAACUUACAAAGACUAUUUAAAAUGUACUCCUUAACCAGAUGCUUUGUCUUCUUAUUAUGAUGGAAUGGUUUAGACAUCAGAACAAUUGGAAACUUACGCUAGUGAUAUCUCAGGAGACUCCUUUGAUACUAGUACUUUAGAAAGUGGAAGUAGUACAAUUGAUGGAUUUAUUACCGAUAUUAAUGAUGCUAGCACAACUCUUUAUGACAAUACUAAAGUAUUAGAAAAUGCUGGAACCUAUGCAUCUUUAGCUCUUAAUGUAUUAUUCGGUGUAGGAUUGGGUCUAAGCAUCGUAUCAAUUUGUUCGAUCAUUCUGAUUGUUUUAUUGAAGAUCUAUAAAGUAAGAGGAUUACUUCACUUUACUUGGUGUAUUUAUGUCAUUUUGAUGAUCUUAUGCUUCUUGAUUGCUCUCCUCCUACAUCCAUCUUCUGUCAUAUUUGCUGAAGUCUGCUAUUAUCUUGACUCAUUUGUCAAUGACUAUGAAUUUUAUUAACAGACCAAAUUCAUUGAUGCAGGACAAACUAAAGAGAUUAUAUCGUCCUGUUUCUUCCCUGGAUCAGCAAAAACACUAUUCGAAGUCAUGGACUUAGCCUCAGCUACUGAUCCUUUGGUUAGUUUUAAGGAACAGAUCUCUGAUUUUCAGACUUAAUACUCUUCAUUCGAUGGAUAGAAAAAGGACUUUAAUGACAAAUUGAAUAACAACCUCUUAGCAGUUCAAAAUUGUAAGGAUGGUACAGUCUUUGAUGCAAAACCAGCAGACUAUGCUCCAUUAAAAGCAGCCUUUGAAAAAUUCAAUAAUUUCAAAUCAAACUCUGGAUGCGUUGAAUUGGCAGUCUCCAAAUGUGCAGAUGGAUUACUACCAAUGAGAUCUGCUUCAGACACUGGAUCAACAUUUAACCAGAAAUGCUGGCAUCCUUCAUAUUUAGCAACAUCCACACCUUCUUGUGCUGAUUAGAGUGGUUUGGCUGAAACUGCUGUUUUGAAGACUCAAUACAAUAAAUAAACUUCAAUGUGGUCAAAUUCUGUCACUAAAGAAUAGAAUGUCAUAACUUUAAAUGCAGAUGUGUCUAAGACAUUUGAAGAUUAUAUGGGUAAGAUCAACACUUUUAUUGGUGAUGCCGAUGCUAUUAUGUAACACUUGGAUGCAUUACUAAAGGGAGUUGAUUGUUCAUUUUUGAAGGUAAGAAUUUAUAUCAAUAUUUUAGGAAUCAUUCAAUAAUGUGUUAGAUGGUCUAUGUGUUGUGUUUAUUCCAGGAAUAUCCAGAACAACUAUUUUAAUAAUCAUUAUCGGUGUUUCUAUGUUUUUCGGAUCAUUGGCAAACUGCUGUGUUGGAUUGAGAGCCUAUAGAAUUUAAAACUAUGGUUUCAAAGAUGGAGAUCAACCAAACUCUAAGAUUGCACCAAAAGAUCCAGAAACCCAAGGAAUGACAGUCUAGUGAUAAUUAUUGAUAAUGUAU